Molecule: messenger RNA, 1670 nt
Organism: Striga asiatica
Lineage: Eukaryota; Viridiplantae; Streptophyta; Magnoliopsida; Lamiales; Orobanchaceae
Source: the annotation of a GenBank genome assembly
AAAAACAAAAUCAAAAAAAANUACACAUACUUGUUUGUGGCACACAUUUGUUGGUGUUGCAUGGAAAUGGGGUUUGGUAGUAACAAUGUGGAUGUAAUGAAGAAAAGAACAAUGAGAUGGGUAUUGUCCAUUUGGAGGACGAUUUAUGAGGUGGGGCAACAAGACCAAAGACGGGUUAUCCAUGCACUCAAAGUAGGGCUUUCACUCACAUUGGUUUCGCUCUUGUAUCUCAUGGAGCCUUUGUUCAAAGGUAUCGGUCAGAAUGCAAUCUGGGCUGUCAUCACCGUUGUCCUAGUGCUUGACUUCACUGCUGGGGCAACACUUUGCAAAGGCUUUAAUAGAGGGCUUGGCACAUUGCUAGCUGGAUCACUUGCUUUUCUCAUGGACUUCAUCGCUCAAGAAUCCGGAGCGGCAGCUACAUACAUUAGAUUUGUCCCUUACAUAAAGAAACAUUAUGACUACGGAGUAGUGAUUUUCCUGGUGACCUUCAAUUUGAUUACUGUUAGCAGUUAUCGUGUCCACAACGUGCUUCAGAUAGCACACACUCGCUUAUACACUGUAGCCAUAGGCUGUGCAAUUUGUCUCGUCAUGAGCUUAUUUAUAUUCCCCAAUUGGUCGGGACAACAUCUCCAUAAUUCUUCCAUCUCUAAGCUUGAGGGAUUGGCAUACUCCAUACAAGCUUGUGUGAAUGAAUACUUCAGCAAUGAAGAGCAGAAGGUGGACAAAGAUGAAUCAUCGGAAGAUCAAAUCUACAAGGGCUAUAAGAGUGUUCUGGAUUCAAAAUCAACAGAUGAGACCUUGGCACUGCAUGCAAGUUGGGAGCCAUGCCAUUCAAGCCAGUGUUACAGAGUCCCCUGGCAGCAGUAUGUCAAGUUAGGAGAUGUUAUUCGCCAUUUUGGCUAUACCAUUGUCUCUCUACAUGGAUGUCUUCAAACUCAAAUUCAGACUCCGAAAUCCAUACGCGCCCUCUUCAAAGACCCGUGCACCCGAGUGGCAGCCGAACUACACAAGGCACUCGUGGAGCUAGCCCGCAGCAUAAGGGACCAGCGGCAGUGCUCCCCCGCAAUCCUCUCAGACCAUCUCCACCAAGCUUUGCAGGACCUCGAUGCUGCUCUCAAGUCCCAACCCCGUCUUUCCCUCCUAUCCUCCAACAACACACUGUCAUCAACCCUCCACACCGUUAAGAGUGACGAGGGGAAAUCGGGAAUAUUACGGCCGACACAGAGUAAGAAUAUUGAGAUAAUUAUGAGCUUGGAGUUUUCGGAGGCCCUCCCAUUUGCGGCGUUUGCGUCUUUGCUAGUGGAGGCAGUGGCAAGGCUGGAGCUGGUGAUUGAGGAGGUGGAGGAGCUCGGGAGGGUCGCCAAUUUCCGUGAGUUUUAUAAGGAUCGUGAUCGUGCAGAUGGCGUCAAGGUUAAUGAUCACUUGCCGCCUCAUGAGGCAGCAGAUUGUUGAUUUUCUUGAAAUUAAGGUAUGGAAUUCAUGGGGAUUGUCUGUACUUUGGUUGGGAAUGGAAUUUCAUAAAUUUGUUGGAUACGCAUAUGGACAUGCAUUUGAUCGUUCUAUGUAUUUCAUCUUAUACUUAUUACAUCGUUGUUCCAUUAUCAUUAUAUUAAUUGAUAAUAUUAAUGACAGUUUUGCUAUGGAGUCAUUGGAUGACUCAGCUUAUGAAG